Messenger RNA from Hordeum vulgare subsp. vulgare (domesticated barley), 825 nucleotides. Its product is annotated as protein translation factor SUI1 homolog. Gene Ontology annotation, biological process: translational initiation. NCBI's taxonomy places the organism in Eukaryota, Viridiplantae, Streptophyta, Magnoliopsida, Poales, Poaceae. The record is from RefSeq and is a predicted model, not a curated record. Gene Ontology annotation, molecular function: RNA binding; translation initiation factor activity. The transcript is spliced from 5 exons. Bases 190 to 537 code for a protein of 115 amino acids.
ACGGGGGUGGGAACCGGGGCGGAAGGAGGCAGAUAUUUCCCCCGAGGUCAAGUCGUCUCGUCCCGUGUUGCCUUUCUCCUCCUCCCCCGCGUUCGCCGUCCGCGGUUCGCACCACCGAACGAGCUCACACAUCAAGACAAUAAAUAGAGCAUCGUCUGUUUGGGGCCAAUCAAACCAAACAACAAGUUCAUGUCUGAUCUCGACGUCCAGGUUCCAACUGCUUUUGAUCCGUUUGCUGAGGCAAAUGCUGAGGACUCCGGCGCUGGUGCUGGAUCAAAGAACUAUGUGCAUGUGCGUGUCCAGCAGCGCAACGGAAGAAAGAGUCUGACAACUGUUCAGGGCUUGAAGAAAGACUACAGCUACAACAAGAUUCUCAAGGAUCUCAAAAAGGAAUUCUGCUGUAAUGGUACUGUAGUCCAGGAUCCAGAACUAGGCCAGGUCAUCCAACUCCAAGGUGAUCAGCGUAAGAAUGUUGCUACAUUUCUAGUGCAGGCUGGACUUGCAAAGAAAGAGAGUAUCAAGAUUCACGGAUUUUAGGCAACACUCAAAUGCCCGUGUGUUGUCGGACACUGAAGCCUGGAAGUUGUCAUAUAAGUACUUGGUAUCUUCACAUCUGAAGACAUUUGCAUUGCUAGUAGUCGUGUGAGGCGUCUGUGUUUGAUGCUCUUUUACAUCCAGACAUUUGAAUUUGGCAUCUGUGUGUUGAUGCAAGUUGUUCUUCACCAUGGUCUGUAUGCGCCACCAGUAUGGCAGUGUGGUUUAUCCAGGUUGUUGUGUACUAAAUAAAUGUACUUCGGGCUUAUCUUCUCAUGGUUGUGUGCAUCA